Budorcas taxicolor (takin) is the source of this 1437-nucleotide messenger RNA. RefSeq names its product cytochrome P450 2B11-like. Gene Ontology annotation, molecular function: heme binding; iron ion binding; oxidoreductase activity, acting on paired donors, with incorporation or reduction of molecular oxygen, reduced flavin or flavoprotein as one donor, and incorporation of one atom of oxygen. Gene Ontology annotation, biological process: xenobiotic metabolic process. The record is from RefSeq and is a predicted model, not a curated record. Lineage: Eukaryota; Metazoa; Chordata; Mammalia; Artiodactyla; Bovidae. Gene Ontology annotation, cellular component: intracellular membrane-bounded organelle; cytoplasm.
AUGGCUCUCUCUGCCAUCCUGUGCCUCAUUCUCUUCAUUGGCCUCCUCCUCCUGGGGUGCCCUGCCUCCCAGGGCCGCCUUCCGGCUGGACCCUGGCCUCUGCCCUUCCUGGGAAACGUUUUGCAAAUGAACCCGAAGGAUUUACUCAAGUUAUUGCAGCUCCAGGAGAAAUACGGGGAUGUCUUUACCGUACACCUGGGGUCUCGGCCCGCUGUCAUCCUGUGGGGGUACGAGGCGAUGAGGGAGGCCCUGGUGGAUCAGGCUGUGGCGUUCUCUGCCCGAGGACACGUUGCCAUCACUGACCCUGUCUUCCAGGGAACAGGUGAGUGUGGGUUUGCCAGUGGAAUAUCUUGGAAGGUUCUACAGCAAUUCUCUGUGAACACCAUGAAGGACUUUGGGAUGGGGAAGCGGAGUAUUGAGGAACGAAUCAAGGAGGGGGCUCAGUGUCUGGUGGAGGAGCUGGACCUCUCCUCCUCAGGGGCCCACCUGGAUCCCCACUUCCUCUUUAACUCCAUCACUGUGAACAUCAUCUCCUCCAUUGUCUUCGACGAGCACUUUAAUUACCAGGACCCUCAAUUAUUACAGCUCCUACAUUUAAUGAAGGAGGGCUCUGUCAUUAUCAGCUCCUUCUAUAGCCAGUGGUUCAAGCUCUACUCUGACUUCCUGAAGUUCCUUCCUGGCGCUCACAGGCAAGUCUACAAAAACCUACAGGAAGUCAACACCUUCAUCGACCACAGUGCGGAGAAGACCCGUGAAUCCCCGGACCCCAAUGUGCCCCCCUACUUCCACCCUGCUCCUCCAGACUUCAUCGACUCCUACCUGCUCUGCUUGGAUGCAGAGAAGUCCAACCCCAACAGCAAGUGCCACGAGCACAACCUCAUCAUCACUGCUCUGUUGCUCUUCUUCCCUGGCCCUGAGACCACCAGCACCACACUCCGCUAUGGAUUCCUGUUCAUACUCAUAUACCUCCACAUUGCAGAGAGAAUCCACAAGGAGAUUGAUCAGGUGAUUGGCUCAUAUUGCCCUCCAGCCCUGGAUGACAGAGCCCAAAUGCCACACACGGAUGCAGUCAUCUAUGAGAUUCAGAGAUUUGCGGACCUCAUCCCCAUUUGCGUGUCCCACAUGGUCACUAAAGACGCUCUUUUCCGAGGGUACAUCCUCCUGAGGGGCACAGCAGUCUAUCCCAUCCUGAGCUCUGCUCUCCAUGAUCCGGGUUACUUUGAAAAACCAGAUGCCUUCAACCCUGACCACUUUCUGUUUGCUUGUAACUUCUCUGUGGCCAGUCCCAUGACCUCUGAGGACAUUGACCAGACUCCCCAGGAGAAUGGAGUGGGCAGAGUGUCCCCAGUCUACAAGAUCCAGUUCCUGCACCAUCGAAGGAAGGAAGAUGCCCAUCCCCAGCGGGCACAGGACACCCCACUUCUGCUGGCCAGCUAA